Pocillopora verrucosa is the source of this 2371-nucleotide messenger RNA. Its product is annotated as general transcription factor IIE subunit 1-like. Gene Ontology annotation, cellular component: transcription factor TFIIE complex. Gene Ontology annotation, biological process: transcription open complex formation at RNA polymerase II promoter; transcription initiation at RNA polymerase II promoter. The record is from RefSeq and is a predicted model, not a curated record. NCBI's taxonomy places the organism in Eukaryota, Metazoa, Cnidaria, Anthozoa, Scleractinia, Pocilloporidae.
GGCAAUGGAAAAUAUUGGAAAAUAUUAGAAAAUAUGAAUGGAUCAACUAUUGACGAGCAAGAAUUACUGACUGUGGUUCCUCCAGAACUCAAACGGCUUUGUAAAAAGGUCGUGCGAGGGUUCUACGAGAGUGAACACGUGGCUAUUAUCAAUGUAUUAACAAACUCGCAAUAUCCAUGUUUACAAGAAGACGAUUUGAUCCGACUGCUUAGCUUUGACAAGAAGCAGCUUCGCCAAAGUUUAGUACGUUUAAAGAAUGAAAAACUCAUAAAGCAAAGAGUUCACAAGGAAAAGAAUCCAGAAACCGGGGCUCUCAUUAGUUUCAACUACUACUUCAUUAACUACAAGGUGUUUGUAAAUGUUGUUAAAUACAAGCUUGACCACGUGAGGAAGAAGAUUGAAAGCGAAGAAAAGCAAGCCAAAAAUCGUCCGUCAUUUCUAUGCACACAGUGCUCGAAAAAAUAUUCUGAUCUAGAGGUUGAUCGCUUGUUCGAUUUAGAGACAGGUCAAUUAAAGUGCACUCUCUGCGAGGGACUUGUGGAAGAAGAUUCUGCCAUGAUUAAACAAAGUAACACAUCACGAACCAAUUUGGCUCGCUUUAAUGAACAAAUGGAGCCAAUUUUUCAACUGCUGAGGGAAUGCGAACACAUCAAUCUGGCGCCAGCCAUUCUAGAGCCAGAACCACAGGCUGCCCAGUUUACUGGUGGGAGCCAUGUGUCUCGCCCAUCAGGUCACCGUGGGAGUAAACCAUCUUGGGCAAAUGAUGCAGCAGGAGGUAGUGAUGUUAGUGGACCAGGUAUCAAGAUAGACAUCAUGGGAGAGAAGGGUGAUGAAGAUUUAGGAAAUGUUAAACCACGGACUAAAGAGGCACCAAUAUGGAUUACACAGAGCACAGUAUUACCAGCUUCAGGUGCUAAGAACGAGACAGUUGCUACUGGACAAACCCAUCCUGGUGAAUUACAGAACAAAAAACGGAUUGGUUCUGGUAAAGAUGAUGAAAUCCUUGCUGAAUUAUUAGUGCAUGAGUCAGUAAACAAGAAACCACGCCUAGACAUCAAUGAAGCCCUUGGUGAGGGGGGAGAUGAUGAUAGCGACUCUGGAAGUGAUGAAUCAGACUUUGAGACACCAACUCCAGGGCCUGCCACAAAAGAAAGUGAAGUAACAGAAUCCAUGGAGAUUCACUCAGAAAGUGAUCAGGAGGAUGAAGAAGCACAUGAAAUUAAAAUAGGAGACAAAAUGGUGCCAGUGCACGAUGUUACUGAGGAAAUGUUAAAACAAAUGACACCAGAUGAACAUGAGGCAUACACCAAAACACUACAGCAUGUUUAUAGCCAGUUAUAUUAGUACUCAUGUAUGAAUAUGUACACAGAAACAGUGUAUAUGGCAGUCAGUAUCAUGACUAAGGUACACUGACAAAUACAAGUGUUAGUAGUUGUAAAGCAUUUCUUUUGACAAAGUGAUUUAGAGAAUAUAUAAUCUAUCAGACGGUGUCGAAUUGUUACAUUGUUUAAUUUUCAAAGUAAUUUUAAGCUCAAGAUACAACACAAGUACUGGUAUUUGCAACUGCAAGUCACUGAUUAAAACAAGAGUCAAUUUCCUGUAAUGAGUACAGCAGCCUCUUAUUAUUCAAGGACACCCUGGGGAGGGAGAUUUAGUGUCCACAAUGGCCAGAGUUUGUAAUAGCUGACACUCUAAACACAUGAAAUAAUGUGUAACUAAACAAAUAUAAGGCUGCGAAAAGAUUUGGCCACAAGCAGGAAAUACUCAUGUUCACACCUAAUUGAAGAAUGGUUUCUUAUUUUCCUUUGUUGUAAUGUCAGAUGAAGUACUUAAGUGUCCACCAUGGCAGGAGAAAAACAAGUGAAAUGUCAUGCUGGAGAGGCAUGAAGCUUUCUGCAGAUUCUGCAAUAAUGGGAAUUUGUUUUUACCAUUUCUUUAUGCAUUUUGCCAGGGAGCUCUUGUCCACAAUAGUGGGGUAUCCAUAUUAGUGAGGUGUCUGCUGAGCGAGAGUUAACUGUGCUCUUUUGUCACAGGAUGGAAAAACAUGAGGGGGAUGGAAAACUGGUCUGGAUCUUUUUCAUGGCCAACUUUUAUCAGAAAGAACUACUAAGAGCAUGUGAAAGCCUGAAAGAUGUUUGUUAACCCAGUAUUUUGGUUUUUUUUUUAAAGAAAACAUCAUGUUUGUGAGAUCAAACUCCAGCAUACAUGUAGUUUUUAAAUAUUAUUUCAUCAAAUUAAAGAAGACAUUUGUCCUAUAUAGGAACCGAUCAUAUUUUGUACCAUUAAUCUGUAUUAUAUCAUAAUCAUAGCCUUACAUUAUUUUAAAGGCCAUAAGUUUCCAAGUCUGUAACUAUGUGUUUACCCUCAUUAA